Seriola aureovittata is the source of this 9283-nucleotide messenger RNA. RefSeq names its product leucine-rich repeat-containing protein 52-like. Lineage: Eukaryota; Metazoa; Chordata; Actinopteri; Carangiformes; Carangidae. The record is from RefSeq and is a predicted model, not a curated record. Gene Ontology annotation, molecular function: voltage-gated potassium channel activity; potassium channel activator activity; transmembrane transporter binding. Gene Ontology annotation, cellular component: voltage-gated potassium channel complex.
GAGCGCGGAUGGUGAGGCGGAGAGGGAGGGAGCGCAGAGCGAGAGAGCAUCGCCACAGCGCAGCACAGAGCCACAGUCACACAGAGCUGUCUGAGCGCAGUGGAGGGAAGGACGCACUCUCCACAGCGCUUCUGGUCUGCCGGACAGUGGGGUACAUCAGACCCACACACACACUCACACAGUCAAGGACAUAUGUGAGCGGGCUGCGUCUCUGCUGAGAAGAUUCCGAGGAGUCUACAUCCAGGAUUCAGGGAUUUUGCGCAAGUCAUGGCAUUUGUUUGGAAACUAAAACACUGCACUCCGCCGGCGACAACUAAUUCACAAAGAUGAGUCACCGAGAGGAUGUUCGACAACGUUCAGUGGUUCCGUGUUUUUUUCUGGCGGGACAAAGUCCGGUAAGCCGCGCGAUUCUCACCCACAGAGCGAUAAGCGUCUCUCGGUCACCUUCUGAAAUGAUGUCUUGUGGCGACGUGCGUGGCGCGCCAGAGUGCGUGUGAGUGACUGACCGAUAGUCUUUCUGAGAGAGAAAGAGAAAGAGAGGCUGGAUAUAAACAGCAGCCAGGCUUUCAGGCAGCGACAGCCGGUCACCCAGAGAAGCCAUCUCGACUCUCUCUCAGCUCCUCAGACCCAUGCAGGAUGCCCGGAGAGCGCCGGGGAGUCCUGGUCCAGCUCAGCCCGAGUUCAUGACGCUCUGGGCGGCCUCGUCAUGCGUCUCUUGCCCGAGCCCAGCGCCCAAUCCCUCCGGCUCCUCUUCCUCUUUAUCUUCGUGAUGGGGGUGGCCCCCUCACCGGCUCUCACAGCCGGCUGCCCCGACAGAUGCGUGUGCGACGACCAGCUGGUGGUCCAGUGCGCCGGACAGGAGCUCACCCAGUUCCCCAAUGUGCCUCUGGCCACCCGGCAGCUCAUCAUCUCCAACAACCGUAUCGGGGACCUGCCGGCGCUGCAGCUCAACUACCUGUCCGAUCUGGUCUAUCUGGACUGCAGCAACAACUCUCUGACCGAGAUCUCCGAGUCCACCUUCGGGAACUUGCGCAAACUCGCUUACCUGGACUUGUCUUUUAACACCCUGCUGCAGAUCGAGGACCGGACUUUCGGGCCCCUGGCGUCUCUGGUGAUGCUCCGGCUGACGGAUAACCCGAGUCUGGGGGAGAUCCACUCGGAUGCCUUCUCGGAGAACAUGGCUCUGCAGGUGCUGGAUGUGAGCCGGAACAACCUGACGGCCCUCAACAUCAGCAGCCUGAUCGCCCUGCCUGCUCUGCGCUCUCUGGGGCUCAGCGGCAACCCCUGGAGGUGCGACUGUGACACGGAGGACCUCUGCCUGUGGGUGCAGAUAGAGGGCUUCAAAUUCCAAGACGAAGGCCAGACAGUUUGCCACAGUCCCCUAGAGCUGGCAGGCCAGCGGUUGGCGGAGGUCGGCAUGCAGCUGCGGGCAGACUGCCACCAAGGCCUGGGCUACUGGGACUACCUCUUCUUCAUCGCCAUCGGCUUCGUCAUCUUCUCGGCCGGCACGGUGUCAGCCUGGGUGAUGGGCGUGCUCAUGGUGCUCUAUGAGCGCUACAGCAAGCGGAAGAGCGAGGAGCUGGACAGCGAUGACGAGGACGAUAGAGGAGGGAUGGGCGGAGGAGGGGGAGGAGGAGGAGGAGGGAACCAAGGGAACGGGGAUCUGAGCAAGCCUGGCAUGCAGGUGUGACAGACCGAUGAGGAAGAACAUGAGAACAGGAAAGACAGAGAGGAGGAAACAGAAGUGAUGAGAGGACUCUGAGACCAAAGGCUCUGCAACGAACCAAGAUCUGACUGUCUCUCUUUGAGUUAGAUAUCGCAAUAUGCUCUUUAACAUAUUGGACAGAAAGUGUGUGUGUGUGUGUGUGUGUGUGUGUGUGUGUGUGUGUGUGUGUGUGUGAGAGAGAGAGAGAGAGAGAAAGAGAAAGAGAGACAGACAGAGACAGCAAUAAGGAUGACUAUGCCUUCACUUCAGGAGUACAGAAUGACCUCUGAGAUUACUGAGAGCAAUAACCCCCAUACACACAGCUACCCACACACAUGCACGCACACACAUGCACAGACACACACACACACACACACACACACACACACUCACUGCCUGUCUCAGCACAGAUACUCUAUGGAGCUGGAUUCUCUGACUGGGCGGAUGUACCUGUAUACUAUGUGAAGUGCUCUUGAGUAACACCCUGAAAAUGAUAAUUAUAACAAUGUGAGCAACACAUUCAAACACACACAAACACACACACACACACACACACACAAACACACACACACACUGACUACAUCCAUGCCAAAUACAUUAGAAGAUACUGGGAGUCACAAAGAGAGUGAUGCCUUAGCUCUGCUACAAUAAAAAAAAAGGGAAAUCUAGUAAGUAUCAGUAUUAAAAUGUGUUUUUCCUGAAUGCCUUAAGGCAACUCACUUGAAAUAGUGAACAGUCACUGUUGUCUCUUAUAGACAGAAUCUGUCCAGAAAAAGCAAAAGUACAUUUUGGGUCAUAACAGAUAAGACAAUGACAAAAUAAUGUGAAUGUAAAACUAAGAAUGGACUGCAAUAACAAAUAUAACCUUACAGUUUGGGGACUUGGAGCUGCUUGUGGGAUUAACAUGUUACUUUUGAAGUUUAAAGGCACCCUGUGGAGUUUUUGAAUACUAGUGGUGCUAUUGAGCAAUGAUUUGGUGAGUAGGUCUCCUUUAUGUUUGUAUCUUGUGCCCUACUUGUAUGAGACAGUGACGGUUUUCUGCUUUGAUACUGACGGACAGUCAGAGGAGAAUCAUUGUAGCAUCUAACAGACAUGAUUGUUAGUUUCAACAUACUUUCAAAACUCAGCUUUGUUAAAAGGCUACAAGGAAACAAACAAAUGCAUUUAUGUGAUAAGUUCUGAAUGUAAACAUAAUUGUCUUUGUUAACAAGCAAACUCCACAGGGCACCUUUUAAAGAGCAACUUGACACCCCUCUGAAAAUCUUGUUUUUGCCGACUUCCAGUUGGUUUUACCCUCCUGUGAUAUAGAAGGAGCGUAACACCCUGAGUGUGUCACUACUCUGUGACAUCGCUGUUGGGUGUUGUUACAGGUGCAACACCCGGUGACCCCCAUCAGUAGUCCAUUUUUAAUUCAAUUCAAUUUUGCAUCCAAAUGUAGCACAAAUUUUAACUGAAUAGAAAAUCAGCAAAAGAAAAUACAAAUGAAAGCCGCAUCUCCAUUCACUGCGUGUGAUGUGAAUAUGAGGAGUUGUGGUCACGUGCUUCAUGUAUGUCAUGAUUUAUACGCUGUUUCCACGGCACAGGGAAACACUGCAUCCGCCUUGAAGGAUGGGCAGACGAAGUCUACCUAUAGCGACACUAUGUGACUGUAUCAUAUCUUUUGUGUAGUGUGUGUGUGUGUAUGUUUAUCUUCAUGUUUCUGUGUGUACACGCUUUCCUGCACUGCAAGCCGCUCUGCGGUAGUUCCUCACUCCGCUCUACUUGGUCUUCAAAACCUGCUGUAGUUGUAGAAGUGGGGCAGGUUCAUGGUGGCUGCACAUGAAGACGGCGUCAGGGUGAUUGAGUCAGUCAUAUAGCUAACAAUGACUGUACACUAUGUGACCGGAAGCCUCGCUCGGCUGACCUCAUGUUACAGUCGUGCACAUACAGACCGCAGUCUAUUUCCCAGCUGUCAGUGUGGAAGUAAGCCUCAGGAGUAGUAGUAGUGUGUAUGUUCAUGUAUGCGUGACUGCGUGUGUGUGUGUGUGUGUGUGUGUGUGUGUGUGUGUGUGUGUGUGUGUUUAAGUGGAGCAGAGCGAUCACAGAGUAUCUCUGUGAGCAGCAUGGACGAGUGAUUCAUGAGCCCAGACUGAUCCUCCUCCAUCCUGAUCCGCUUCCGCUCCGUCCGGCACGGGACGGAUGGGCAGUUAGAGAUGAUAAACGACAAACUCUGGAUAGAGGUGGGGUGGAGGAAGAGCGGGGGUCACCAUCAGAAGCGGGAAUUCAUCCUGACUGAUGUACUGAGCAGCUUUAUUGAAAGACUGAUUGAUAGUUGGGCUUUUAUUAAUUUCUGAGCUGAGUGGCUUUAAAUGCCUUGGAUGAAUGGGCAUGACUAAAUGAUAACUCUCUAGAGGGUUUGGCAGACCGUGUGUGUGUGUGUAUAUGUGUGUGUGUGUGUGUGUGUGUCAAUGAGUAUGUCUGUGCUUACAUGUGUGCAUGUUUAUGGUUAUUUCCAUCUUGGUUUAUGAUCACCUGUAUGACAGUAUAUCUAUAGGUGGAUGCAGAAGAGUGAUAACAGUUUUUUGUUUUAUAUUAUUAUAGGAGGGUAAUUUGUAAUCAAAAUCUGUCACACACACUUCCUCCCUCACUCAAACACAAGAAUCUGCUCACUCUUUCCCUCACACACACACUUGCACACGCAUGCAGACUCACCCACAUGCACAAUAAAACUCAAGGGCACAGCUAAAGUCAGAGACGCAGGCCCGAGAACAUUAACACUCCUGUUUUGGUCUCUCUUACCAUGCUUCACUACACCCUCUUAUCCUCCCCUCCAACCUCAAUCUGACACUGUUAUCAGCUUUCACACAAUGCCAGCACACACACACACACACACACUGCACCUAUAAGUUAUCUGUUAAAUCUUUAGGCUGUCAUUAUCAGAUCAUUUGUUCAAAGGGAAGCUUAGAGGCUUUAAAGGACCUGCAGACUGCUGGUGUCAAUACUUCUUAGGUUACAUCAUAUUCAUAAAAAGACAUUUGACCUACGUGAGCGUGACCUCACAGCUACAUACCUGAACAUACCCCUAAACAUAACGCUUCCUGUUUGGAAGGAGCACAGCUACUUUGCUCGGCUGAAUGUCAGUCCGUUUAGCGGACAGAAAAUGUCAGUCCUCAACCAACAGUAGGUCAGAGGACAGCGGAGUCAGUCAGUGUGCCAAAAGGAUGUGAGCAGUGUGUAUCUAAAUAUACGUGUAUGUGUGUGUGUGUGUGUGUGUUCGGUGUGUGUGUGUGUGUGUGUGUGUGUGUGUGUGUGGGGUGCCAUCCUGGUGUUAACUCGUCACAGGACAGAACAUAGGACGGAGUAAAAAUAUCAUUGAUCUAAGACGAAGAGGGCUUGAGUUUUGUGUGUGUGUGUGUGUUUGUGCACACAUGUAGGAGGUGUCAAAGGGUGUGAUAUGCUGUGAGGGGGGGUAGACGUUUUUGAGAAAUAUUUACAUUAGUGACUUGCCGGAAGAUGUGAUGUGAAUGUUGAUGUAGAGGAGUCACUGCAGCUAUUGUACGCUGGAGGAAAGCGUAACAUUUUGUGGCAGAGGAGCUCAAAAAAAUUGUGUUGUUGCUCAGAAAAUCAUUGCCGAGGGCGGUGUUCUGGAUGUAGCUGGCGUAAGCAAGUCAUGAUGAAUAUGGGAGGGGCUGCUUUCUAACUUCUCCCCUCCUCUUGUCAUGUCCUGACACUUGUUUGUGUGUGUGUGUGACUGUGAGUGUGUGUGCGUGUGUGCGUGUGUGUGUGUGUGUGUGUGUGGUCCAUCCAUACAUUAUUACGCAGAGGAGAAAACAUCAUUAGCCUGCUGAUCAGAGAUCAGGGUGCUGUGUUGGCUCGCUGUUAGAGCUGCAGAUUGCAGAUGUCCUCAAAGGCAACAGAACUGCAGAGACUGAACAGUCCUCAUUUUAUGUGUGCGUGUGUGUGUGCGUGUGUGUGUGUGUGUGUGUGUGUGUGUGUCUGUGUGUGUGUUCUGAUAGUGAUACAGAUUCCAAAAUACCUGCUGAUAUACACGAUACUAUGUCUUUUGUUUGUCGUUUCUUUUAGAGCUGUCUUUAGUUUUGUACAUCAUAAAUCAUAAGAAAUAAAGAAUUUAAGGAUGACAAAUGGAUGAAAAGUAGUUUUCUAAGACUUUACUUGUUAAUACUGAAAAAAACUGACUUGAAUUCUUGUGCUGUAAUAGAACAGGAAUUCUUACAUGAAUAAAAACUACUCAAUUAAAUAUUGUAAGAAUUUUCAUACCACUAACACAUCUGCAAAUCUUUUAAUUGUCUUUUCUUUUUUUUUUACUCAUACAUCGGUGGUGAUAGUAAGUCAUGAGAUACAUUCAUUCUGGGUAUUAAACAGCAUCUGUAGUUCGAUUCAUUCAUCAUCUUAAAGUUCUAAUCCUUGAGACUUUCAUGAAAACAAGCCCCAUUUACGACACUAUUAAAGGCUUUCAUUUAGUCAGCAAUAGCCAUUUAUAUUCUGUAAUCACCUGUCAAUAUAGAAGCUUUUAUUGUUAGUGGCAGAGUCUGCCAUUUACUUGCUGCGUCCAGCUUGCCUUCACACAAAGGAGGGAUACAAUGAGACGUGUGUGUAAUACAGCCCCAUACAGCAAAACAAGGUGUCAGAGCUGUAUUUAAGUUAUUGCGAAUACAAACAUAACGGUUCCUGCUGCUGCUUCACAUUAAAAGCAUUUAACUUGUGGCUUUUAUUGUGAAGGUUGCAAUUAUUAUUGACUUCUUUAUAAAAACAACAUGAGCUUGUUUGGUUGUGCUGUAAACAUACAGCGUACCAAUACACCAGCUGCCCUUCUGUUGCAUGUCUGACAGAGUAGCUGUUCAGGGAAGGUCGUACUGAUGUCACCAUGGUAACCACAGGUGUCACCACAUUAACCGGGACUCAAAGCUAAGGAUUAAAAGUUUAAGUUUACUUCAAGCGUCCAUUUAUAUCAAUACUUGUCUGUCCUUACUGUGAGUGUGUGUGUUUGUGUGUGUGUGCAGGUGCAUGUGUGUGUACGUGUGUGUAAGUGUGUGUGUGUGUAAGUGUGUGUGUGCAUUUUGCACCUUCUGCAGUAGCCUGGAGAUCAAUUCUACAGAUACCCUCCACUCUGUGAGGAAGGUAAAAGCAAUCUCAGAGAUUCUCAAACACUAACACACACACACACACACACACACACACCACACACACACACACACACACAUACACACACAAAGCAAAGAGAAAACACUCUCAUGGACCGCGGUCAUCCCUGAGCCUCGCUGCGUCCACUUGUAUAAGUCGAUUUCCUGUAUUGGACGCGGUCUGUCUUGUUAUGUGUAUAUGACUCACAGAUGUGACACGUGGACACACACCACAAAACACGCAAUACCUAGAAAGUGGGCACCGGGAUACAGGUCAGGUCAGGGGCUUAGAGCGGGAAGCAGAGGCUCAUAGAUGACUUCAGUGAAUGCCCACGUGAAUGUAUUCUCUCCCCUCUUUAACUGUCCUCGCACCCUGCUCCCACCUGCUUGGCUCACAGUCACUUUCUCCUCCUUUCCUCCCCCCUCCUCCCUUCAAUUUCAGUUGUGCUGCCAACUGCUCAGUCGCUCUGCUCACACCACUGGCAGAGAGCGGACUCUAAUCCUUCACGCGGCCCUCGAAACUCUUCCUGCUGGAUCUUACAGCUUCUGAGAGCUUCCUGUGAGAGAGACAGGAAGGCUUUCAGACAGACAGAUGGACGCAUCGACAGAGAAAGUGACUGACUUGGCUUGUAGACCGACAGACAGGAAUGGCAAAUGUAUACAGUACAAAGAACACAAAACCCCAGAAGCACAACAGCAAUGCUAGAGAAAAAACAUUUUGUGUUCACACUACCACUACUGCGUGUUUGUGAGUAAGUGAGUGAGUGUGUGUGUGUGUGUGUGUGUGUGUGUGUGUGUGUGUGUGUUCGGUCUGAUCCCGUUAUUUCUCUGAGGGCGAUCUUAGAGCGUGAGCAUGAAGCACAGAGACCAUCUAAUGCAAUAAGUCAAUAAUACAUCCCAUCAUUGCACACACACACACACACACACAGAGCACAAAACAGCCUUCCAGGGGUAACGAUGAGCCUUCUUUUCGAAGCAGCUCAUGUCUCUAGAUUCUCCUUUAUACGUCCCGAUCUACAGCAGGGUAAAGGUCGCGCUCUCGUCUCAUUUGUCUUAGGAGGUGAAAAUCACACGUGUGGGAUAUUCAAACAGAAGCAGGAGAGGUGAAAAGUCAAAAACGCAACAACUGUUUAUGCAUCACUUUCAGCGUGACCCCACUUUGAGACCUUACACACACACACACACACACACACACACAUAGAGAUACACGCUUUCUAGCAUAAAAGCUAUUCUGUAAAUGACAUUGUGAGGGAGCAGAGGAGAGUGUGGCUGUCAGCAGGAUUCCCUCUGCUUGCUUGCCCUUGAAUGGCGUUAAGAGGAGCCUGAGAGGAGAGGAGAUGAUUGUACCAUGAAGGACAACACCGUCAUUAAACGACCAUGCUAGAGUAGAAAGGAUAAUUGUCAGACUUAACGGGAAUUUCUGGUAUCUUUCACUGGUCUUGCUAACUAUGCAGUCGCCACCUCCGUGUAAGAGAUCCAGAAUGUUUGACUCCUGCAAAGAAGACGUUAAUCAGGGCAAGCAGUGGACAGCCCCCCCCCAAAGCACUUUACAAAUAAAGUUACUGUAAUUUUUUCUCAACGCUGGCCGUCUAACAAAAGAAAAAGUGUUCAGUGUUAACGAGGAGCUUUGAAAGCAUGACCUUUCCAGGAAAAAGUAAAUACUGAGUGGACUGUAAAAUGUGAAACAAGCCAGUCAGUAAGUAACAGUACUGUAAAGGAGAAAACAAUCAUUGUCAGUCUCGCUGUCCAUCCGAGAAAAGUCAAUAUAGUAUGAUUCAAACUGGAAGUGAAGGCAGCAUUUGUAUAUUUCUGUAUGUAUAAGCUAAAAGAAACUCUUCAAAUGAGCCAGAACUAGUUGUAGUUCUUGUGGUUUUAAUUAAGGAAGUGUGAGGUGUGAAAAGUGACAAACAAGCGCCUUUUCCAACAUGCCGUGAUUGUAACUAGCAGAGUGAGACGCAGAGGUCAGAGGUCACGAGAAGGAUAGAGACAGAUGUUUCAUAAUUAUAUGAACGUGACACACUUUCUAUACAGUAGAAACACACAUACACACACACACACACACACACACACACACACACACACACAAACACAACCACCACGCUCAGCAGCAACGCACCUGAGGGUCUCUGACCUAUAUUACAUGGGGUCUAUGCACACACACACACACACACACACACACACACACACAAACACAACAGUCUGUUAAUGAUCACUGGGCUAUAAUCUUGGUUGUCUGACUUACCGUAGCUCUCCUGUUUCUAGUCUCUCAUCUUUGGCUUUACACACUCCUACACACAAACACACACACAUACACACACACUGAACACACUCAGACUAUUAUUGUAUGAAUCUACACAGAAUUUGCUUCUGUAUGACUUAGCGGUUCUGGCUAUUUAAAAACUGCAGUAACUUAUAUUAAGUACCAUUUUAUCUUUUACUAUUAUUAAAAUGAUAGACU